This is a messenger RNA of Stegastes partitus (bicolor damselfish), 919 nucleotides long. Its product is annotated as cytolysin RTX-A. Gene Ontology annotation, cellular component: pore complex. NCBI's taxonomy places the organism in Eukaryota, Metazoa, Chordata, Actinopteri, Pomacentridae. The record is from RefSeq and is a predicted model, not a curated record. Gene Ontology annotation, biological process: cytolysis in another organism; monoatomic cation transport; pore complex assembly. The transcript has 3 exons. Bases 116 to 649 code for a protein of 177 amino acids. Gene Ontology annotation, molecular function: channel activity.
AGCACUGUGGAGGUGUGAUCACACAAGGGAGACUCUCUCCUCUCUGCAGGACCUGAGAAAAAGAACUCAGCGCUGCUGUCUGGCACAACGAGGGUGUUUAACUCUGAAAGUCAAGAUGCCAGAAACAGCAGAGGCUGUGUCAGCCACUCUCACCACCAACAGAAACUGCACCAUUGAAAUAACCAAUGUCAGCGGUAGUUACUGCCUCAUCAACCCCAAGGUUUACGUGUCAAGCGGCUUCUGUCACCAUCCACCUCAGCCCACGAUUCGUACCACCAAGACGGAAGUGUGCUCCUUCACCAAGGAUGGCAACACUGCCACGGGCUCUGUUGGCCUUCUGACCUAUGACCUGUUCCAUAUGCAGAGCCGGGUUUGUUCUGAACGCAUGGCCAUCAUGUUCUCCGUGCCCUUUGACCAUAACCUGUACAAGAACCGGCUGGCCGUGGGUUUGGUUGAGACUUCCCGUGCCUGCAACAAACAUCUGUACGACCAGCUGUAUGAUGGGAAAGAUCUCAGUAACUUCACCCGCUCCGAGUCAAACGGCACCGGGCUACAGUAUCGAGGGACAUAUGUUGAUUUGAGGGCCACGAUGUCUUCAGUCGGCAAAGCCAUCGUUAAAGUGGAGCUCUAUGAUAAAAUGGGUCGUUAGUGUGCAGUCUACUAAUGUUCUGCUCCUCUGUACUUUGUUGUUUUUGUACCCACAGAAUGAAUAAACUUCAUUUGAUCUGACAACUGUUGUCAUCCUGAAAAACAUUGUGGAGAGGAAGACUGAUUUUGCUGUCAUCUGUAUUUUGUGUCUGCUGAAAGAUAUCAAUAUCUGACAGCCAGCUCAUUGAUUCCCCAUUAGCUUAUUUCUUGGGCUCAUGUUCGUUGUACACUCCCUUUUCUUUGAUUAUGGUAAUAAAACAUUCAGACCCAA